Staurois parvus is the source of this 954-nucleotide messenger RNA. The record is from the annotation of a GenBank genome assembly. Lineage: Eukaryota; Metazoa; Chordata; Amphibia; Anura; Ranidae.
AUGGCGGCGCCCAUAAGAGCGGUGAGCCGGUGUUGGCGGCGGCCGGUGCUGUGGCCCUGGUGGAGGAGGGGGACAGCCGGCUGUCUCUUCUCUCAGCACACACACAGCUCGGGGAGGGACACUCACUUCGGCUUCCAGACCGUGUCUGAGGAGGAGAAGGGGGACAGAGUCUAUCGUGUAUUUGAGAGUGUUGCUCAGAAAUACGACAUUAUGAAUGAUUCGAUGAGCCUGGGAAUUCAUCGAUUGUGGAAAGACUGGCUGAUACGUCAUAUGAAUCCCACACCUGGCACUCAGCUGCUAGACGUGGCGGGAGGGACAGGAGAUAUUGCAUUUCGCUUUAUCAAUUACAUACGUGCACAAAGAGAGAAACUGAUUCGCAACCAGUUAAAAUCUCAGCAGAAUAUGUCUUGGUCAGAUAUCUCAAAAUCAUACAGCCAUGAUGGGCUAGGGUCUUUGAUGGGAUCCCAGGCUGUGAUCUGCGAUAUUAAUAAGGAGAUGUUGAAAGUUGGAAAGGAAAAGUUACUGCAGAUGGGUUACUCUGACGGUUUGUCUUGGGUAGCUGGUGAUGCUGAAGAACUGCCCUUUGCUGAUGACAAGUUUGAUGUUUAUACCAUUGCCUUUGGGAUUCGAAAUGUGACCCAUAUAGAGAAGGCUCUUGAAGAAGCUUAUCGUGUGUUAAAACCAGGAGGAAGGUUCUUAUGUCUGGAAUUCAGCCAAGUCAAUAAUCCGCUACUAGCAAGGCUUUAUGAUCUAUAUAGUUUCCAGGUUAUACCGGUGCUAGGAGAAGUCAUAGCUGGAGACUGGAAAUCUUAUCAAUAUUUAGUAGAGAGUAUUCGACGCUUCCCUCCGCAGGAGAAAUUUAAAGAGAUGAUUGAAGAUGCUGGCUUUUUCAAGGUGAACUAUCACAAUCUAACAUCAGGUGUUGUUGCUGUUCAUUCAGGUUUCAAAUUAUGA